CACCACACCGGUGAAGGUAUCAUGACUGGAGGUUGUUCGCGGAGCUUUCACACCGGCUCGCCGUCAAACUGCUGAUUAUACACGAAACAUGGUCCAUUUUAACAAAUGGACGUCAGUGAGGAGCACGUCUCUCACCGACAGGACUACAGCACAGGAUUUAAAGCUCCGAUAGUGGUGGAUUGGUUUAGUAUAGGAAAUAAACUCGCAGUGAACAGAUCAUGGCUUAUUUUAAACGCGUAUUGUUUGUCUAAUUGAUUAACGACUGUGAUUGUAGCGCCCCGCCAUUUGUUUGUUGGAAAUAUUGAAUCAACAGCGCACCAAAUCAAGAUGACAGGGGAACACACAACUAUCAAAAGUCGGAUUAAAAAUCAGAUUCCUUCGCCUUUCAUUAAAUUGAGAAGAAGUAAAGCUGGAAACAACAAAGAGAAUCUCAGGGAUAAGGUGACGUUGGAAAAAGUCCUGGGAAUCACUUCCGUCGCGAAUCGUGCUUUGGCGUGUGACCCACAUUCAGGACUGGUUGCCUACCCAGCCGGGUGUGUGGUGGUGCUACUGAACCCUAAGAAAAACAAACAGCAUCAUAUCCUCAAUAGCUCCAGGAAAACCAUCACUACGCUCUCCUUCUCUGCUGAUGGCAGAUACAUGGUCACUGGUGAGAGCGGUCAUAUGCCGGCGGUGCGUGUCUGGGAUGUGGCAGAGAGGACACAGGUGGCAGAGUUACAGAACCAUGAACACGGCGUGGCGUGUGUGGCUUUCUCUCCCAACAGUAAAUACAUCGUCAGCGUGGGUUUCCAACAUGACAUGAUGGUUAACGUCUGGGCCUGGAAGAAAAAUGUUGUGGUUGCCACCAACAAGGUGUCCAGUAAAGUGACGGCUGUGUCUUUCUCAGAUGACAGCUCAUACUUUGUUACAGCUGGAAAUAGACACGUGAAGUUCUGGUAUCUUGACCACACCAAGUCGUCCAAGGUGAACACCACAGCACCAUUACAGGGCCGCUCUGGUCUUCUUGGAGAACUGCGCAAUCAUUUUUUUAGUGAUGUGGCCUGUGGAAAGGGUCCGAAGGCGAACAGCACCUUCUGCAUCACUUCAUCUGGGCGGCUCUGUGAGUUCAAUGACAAAAGAAUGCUGGACAAGUGGGUGGAGCUCAGGAAAAAUGACAGUUUCGCAACUAGUACGGCCACGUCUCUGUCGGUCAGUGAGGAUCUGAUCUUCUGUGGUUGUGCUGAUGGGACAGUGAGAGCGUUUAGCCCCAGUGACCUGCACUUUAUCUGUACGCUGCCUCACCCUCACAGCCUGGGCACAGACAUCGCCGCUGUAACAGAGGCCAGCCAUCUCUUCGCCUACAAGGAAAACGUCCGCUAUCCUGACACGGUGGCCAUGUCUUAUGAUCCCACGAACCGCUGGCUGUCCUGCAUCUACAGCGAUCACAGUCUGUAUGUGUGGGAUGUACGUGAUCUUCAGAAAGUGGGCAAGGUGUACUCAGCUCUCUACCACUCGUCCCGCAUUUGGAGUGUGGAGGUGUACCCAGAGACGGGGGAUGGAGAGCCACGUUUGUCUCGCGGAUCGUUCCUCAGCUGUUCUUCUGACAAUACGAUCCGUUUAUGGAACACAGACGCUCAGAACACCACCCUCAGCCGAAACCUCAUCAGCAAUGACCUCCAGAAGGUUAUUUAUAUGGACAGCAACAGCUCCUCCCUGCUGGACCCAGACUGCACAAUCUCCAGUAACUCGGAGAAGGUCGAGCCACAGACCUCAGACAACCGGACAGGCAUCAGGACCAUCUGCGUGAGCCCAGACGGCCUGCACCUGGCAUCAGGGGACCGCAAUGGAUCACUGAGAAUCCAUGACUUGGAGAACAUGGAGGAAAUUCUAGACGUUCAGGCCCACGACUCUGAGAUAUUGUGUCUAGAGUACUCCAAACCUGAGACCGGGCUGAAAUUGUUGGCCACCGCCAGCAGAGACAGACUGAUCCAUGUUCUGGAUGCGGAUCAGGAAUACAGCCUCCUGCAAACACUGGAUGAACACUCUUCCUCUAUCACUGCUGUCCGAUUCGCUGCUAAUGAUGGGAAAGUCAGGAUGAUCAGUUGCGGUGCUGAUAAGAGCAUCUACUUCCGCACGGCACAGAAGACAGAGGAGGGAACAGCUUUCACACGUACUCAUCACAUAGUGAGGAAGACUACACUGUAUGACAUGGAUGUCGACCCCACACGGAAAUAUGCCGUCAUUGGAUGUCAGGAUCGCAGCAUCAGGAUCUUUAACAUCUGCAAUGGCAAGCAAGAGAAAGUCUACAAGGGCUCCCAAGGGGAUGACGGGAACCUUAUCAAGGUUCAGAUGGAUCCCUCUGGUCUUUAUGUGGCCACAAGCUGCUCAGACAAAAACAUAAGCAUCUUUGACUUCUGCACCGGAGAAUGUGUGGCCACCAUGUUUGGCCAUUCUGGUAAGAUGAGCUCUGCAUGUGAGAUUAUGCAACUUAUAAUACCUUAUUUUAAAGGAAAACCUUUUUAUCUUCUGAAAUCAAGUCUAAGCAUUGUGUUUGUUGGGCCUCUUUUAGAGAUUGUAACAGGACUGAAGUUUACUAAUGACUGUAAAAAUCUUAUAUCUGUAUCGGGAGACAGCUGUAUCUUUGUGUGGCGGCUCUGUUCUGAGUUGACCAACAAAAUGAUACAACGGCUCUCAGAACUGAAACAGAACAGCAGACCUGUUCAGAAGAACCCAACAAAUAAACAACACACACCUAGCACAAGGAAAAAAAUCCACAGUGACCCUGUUAUUGGCACCAUGUUGUCAGACAGUGACAAAGACUUGGAGGAAGAUGAGAUGUUCCCUCACAUGUCUUCGGGCAGCAGUGGUGGCGAGGAGACAGGUUCAGCUGAAGAAAAACGCAAUACACUCAAUUCACGUAUUAAGAAGCAAUGGAACAGUUGUGAACAUGAGGGUUCACGGCUAAGACAGCGUUGUUCCAGGAGACUGGGUAGUAUUGAUCUGAAGGUAAAGUCCAUGCUUGACCUGAGGCAGCUGGAGUCUUUCGCCAUGCCUUUCUUCCCCGGCAAAACCCAAGAUGUUCAUAAAGACCUUCCACCACAUAAGAACCAAGAACUAGGAAGCACCAUCAGUCUGCAGACUAUUGCUGCAUGGGUACCUGAAAAGAGUGAAGCACGAGGACAAACAUGCCCUCUUUCCAUCCCACUGUCCCCUCAAACCCCAGAGAUGGAGGUGCUAUAUCCUCAGGGAUGUGAAGAAGACCAAAUCAGUCUUGCUGGCAGUGAGUAUCAAGUGAAAAAGUUGUCACAUGGAGUAAGAUGUGCUAAAGGGAACUCUUUUCCUGAGAAGCAGAGUCCAGACAGCGCCUGCUUUACGGAAUAUUCCAGCAGUCACCUCUCCAGCCCUGAACACCCUGGAGAAGACUCUGAGACAACCGAGCCACUGAGUGUAGAUGAAAACUCAUCAGAACUGGAUAUGGAAGAUCUUGAUGAGGAAGAGGAGAACAGCAUGAGGAAGAAUGAGGUUCAGACUCCUGUACCUCAGACCCCAGACCAGGAGUCCUUUCUCAAGAGUCUUUGGAGUCCCGAAGUAACUCCAAAUAUCUCUGACAGCAUGUCAUCAAAGUUCUUCAAUCAGAACUCCCCUAGAAGAACUGCAAUCCCAUUCCCCACAAACAAAAGCAGUGACAUUAAAACCACCAGUGAAGCUGUACAGCCACUUAUCUCAGAGGUGCAGCCCCUCAUGGAGAAUAAGAGUCCAGACAAACAGCAGGAAUCCCACGACACUGAGAGGACAACAGGUCAGCGUUUAAUUCAGAAGAAAAGCACAACCGUCAUGGAUUCACGCAGACUGAUCAGCCCUGUCGCUAAAGCUGCCGCAAGUCACAACAGUUCUCCAGGCAUGAGGAAAGCUCAGUCUAUCCACAACAUCUCCUCAGAAGCUGACAUGGUCCAGACAUCCAGUCGUCCUUCUAAGGAAGUCCACCCACAGCCCCAGACCCCAGACCACUCAGAGAUGCAAAGACCAUGGUGUUCCCUUCCCACCAUCCCGCUCACCAGCCCUACAUCUACCCUGUCAAGGGACAUCACCACACCUACCAAGUCCAGAUCCCAUUCCUAUAUGAGUCCUACCACUAGCUCCAUGGCCAAGAUGACUCGCUCUGUUUCCAUGGGUGACAACUUGAAUGUGUUAAAACUAGAAGACACAGGAUCUUCAGACUUUCACAGGGGCUCAAGUUCUAACACUUCCAACCCUCAGAGGGCCUCCCAAAGCAAGCCCACUAGUCCUGUUGCCCAGGUGUCAUCCCCUAAUACAUCGGCAUCCUUAUUUCCAGGCACCUAUGCAGCAGUCACACCCACAUUGAGUGCUGGCUCAACUGGAAACUCUUCCUCUAGAGGGCUCCAGGUCAAACUGACUGGCAGUGCUCGACCACUGCUCCAUAUAGAUAUUCCCAAUCCUCUUCCAGAUAAACCUUUGUUAUCUUCCUUCUCACCAUGCAGCAAGAUACCCAAACUUUCACAAAAGGUAAAGGAGCCCUCAAGUAGAACUCCAACAACUCCCUCUUCAAAUCCUGGAGCGGUUCACCUGCUUAACAGCAUUGUACAACCGGUCACAGCUGUUUGUUUGAACACAUCUGAAACCCCAGACCAGUUUGAGCUUAGUAUGGUUCUUGUUCCAAGCCAAACCAAGAAUUUAACAGAAGGUGAACUCCACUCGCAUACAGAGCCAAGAAAAGAGGAUACUUCCAAGGCUGAGUGCCCUCCCAUGAGCCAGUGCAGCCUAAGUGUGCUUCAGUCUUCCUCAGGAUCUCAAGACUCAGACACAUCUCUCAGUGUGGAUUCUUGUAGGCUGGUUGCCAAUGAAUUGCAGAGCAGUUUUAAAAGAGCCUCCCACCUCUACAAAAUGCUAAACAACUCCACUGACUCCAGUGAGGAGCAGCAGGAAAUGGCGGGUGUGCUGGCCGAAGCAUUAGAGGGGAUGAGAGAUGAGCUGAACUGCCUGCCACCAUGCACUCCUUCAAGAUCUCCCAGCACUUACACUGUGCACACAUUAGCCAACAGUGAUGCAACAUUAGGUGAUGAUAGGACACUUGCCCUAUUAGAGCUGUACUCCAAACUGCUGCUCAGUGCAGUGGAAAAGAGGAUGAACAACAAAAUCUGAUUUCUAUGUGAGCUGUGGCUGCAACAGGUUACCUAGCCAUGAGACUGCACAGCAGACUGUUUUAGAUAGCAAGGAGCUUUUAAUAAAGAUAAAUGCCACUAUCCUACCUCCCUGUUUAGCAUGCUACUAUGGCAGCAACACACCCCUGACUUUUCACACCUCUUUGCAAUAUUCUGUGCCCUGCUACUAAAACGUAUCCAAAAAGUUUCGCCCAAAUGACCCAAAUGGCAUCAGGGAGAGUAAUUGGUUACAUGUGUUUUGUUGACUGCAUGGUACAACAAAAUCGAUUCAUUGGUUAUUGUCUUAAAAGACGAAAAAGCUAUUUUAUAUGGAUACAAUAUUCUGUCAUGUGUAAAAACAAACUGUUUUUGAGAAGAAUCUCCAGCUAGCGUCAUUUAUAUGAACUUGUUUAAUAUUUACAAAUAUUCUCGAAGAUCUCUUACAAAGGGACCAAUGUCCCUGGACGUCAGCAAGGCAGAUUUGUCUCACUUUUACCUUUUAUUAUGGAAUGGUUUUUAUACUGUAUUUUGUGUUAUUGCUGAAACUCUCAAGUUGAAUUAGGACAGUGGGGGCAUAUUUAUUCUGUGAUAGGUCAAUGAGUCGCACAGAGGUUCUUCAACUGUGUUUGUUGUAUAAUAUCAAUGUCCUGAUGGCCAGCAGAGUCAGUUGGGUGCCAGAGAAAAACAAUUGGGGGAUUUUGGAAGAUUUUGUAUUGUUUUAUUUGCAGGACUUUUUUGUACAUGAAUAGUAACUGUCUCAUGGAUAUGGGUGCCUUAAUCUCGACCAGCAAUUUGCUUGAAGGAAUGAAUAUGGCAUUUGUAAUUCAUGAUCUGUGAUAUUUGGAUGUUGUCCACCUCUAAUUGAUCAAUUCUAGGUUACAUAUGGUGACAGAAACAAAACUGCCAUAAAACACUGAACUGAAUUGCUCAUUCUGGUGAUACUGAUGAAGUUGCAAUAGCCAAGUAGAUAAAGUUUGUUGAACUUUUGUGCACAAAUUAUGAGAACAGUUUACAGAUUUUACAGAACUUUAGUUUUAAAAACUCCUUUAUCCUGAAAUGCAUUUUUUUUUUCAGAAAAACUUUAUUUUGGAGUGUUUUCCAAUUAUGUCUUCUUAAAGUUAUGUUUUUAUUGUUAUGUGAUAUACUGUUAUUUUCCCAAGAGCUAAACACCACUGUAAUCCAGUCAUUCCCAAAAUCCCUUGCUAACUAGUUUAAGGUGUUGCCUCUCUGACCUCUGCCUGAAACAACUCUUCUUUUCUGUAUUAAUAUUGAUAAUGUACAGUAAGACACUUUUUUGUCAUUAAGCUUGAUUCAAUGAUGGCAUAUUAUUUUCAGUGUACUGUAACUUCUUAUAUAGAUGGACCUGCAAAUAUUUUAUAGCGUCCAGCUCUUCUGAUACAAAUCCAAGCUAAAGCCAGGUGCACACUGUAUGAUUUUGGGAUGUCAAAAGAUUGUUUUUUGUUGACAGGCCAAAUUAACACUCUUUGAUUGCUUAACAUGACAUGGUUUUUGUGAAUAAAAAUAUUAGAACAUGA
Molecule: messenger RNA, 6673 nt
Organism: Carassius gibelio (silver crucian carp)
Lineage: Eukaryota; Metazoa; Chordata; Actinopteri; Cypriniformes; Cyprinidae
Product: mitogen-activated protein kinase-binding protein 1-like
Exons: 29
Coding region: 328-5139 (1603 amino acids)
Molecular function (GO): protein binding
Source: RefSeq, a predicted model, not a curated record